AUGAACGAAAAAGAGAAUGAAAAGCUACUAGGACUUGCCAAAGCAGCCGAAUAUUCCUGUCAAGUUUCUCCUGCAAGUCCUGACAGUGAUUUACCGCAGUACAGCGAGCUCUCUUAUUCACAUCUGGAUAAUUUGGAAAAAGGAUGUUUAUGUUUACAUCCAAAUCUCGUUCCUGAAAACAAGAGGGACGAAUUGUCAGACGACGCUUCUGCAACAAUGUGUUCAGACUACUGUGGUGCGUUUUGUGGUAGUGUUAAGAGCGGAUUCUUGUAUAUUUCUAGCCCAGCGGCAUUUGCGAGAAUUCCACCUGCUGCAAAAAGAACGACAAAUGAAGGACUUCGAGUUUUUUGGUGUUAUUUAUUCUCACUGAUACUUGAUUUUUCAUUUUCAUAUUACGUUCUCUUUCCUUUUUUAAAGAAUAAUAUGCUGAAAGAUACUUCCAUAAAGGUUCAGUAUAGUGUGGCAGCUAUUCUUAUCGUCUUGGCCUUUUGGUUCUCUCUAAACUUGGUUUCAGUUUUAUUGGACUUGUUGAUUUUCUCUUUGGAUUUACUUCCCUUGUUGGCUUCUGCAGUUUCCAAUGCAGUUUCCAAGGUUCUUUCUGUAGUGUUUGAUUGGAUUUCGAAAAUCAUCACCUAUUCUUUAGGUUACGAAAUGACAUUUGAAGGAACCGAGUCGACGGGAGAAAAUCAACUUCCAAUUCAUGCAAUACCUCUUGGAAAUCUAGAGGAGCCAAAUAAUCCUAAUAGUCUUAGAGAUGAGGAACCAUCUUCUGAACGUUUCGAACAGUAUGUAAGACGACAACAUCACCAAUCUAGGGAUACGGAAAGCGGUAAAAAUCUGCAAAGCAGCAGCUAAUUCUUUCUCCCCUUAAUUUUUUAUACAUUUUGUAGAUUUACACUUUCCGGGUUCUCUGCUCUAAGGAAAGGUUUCUUGUUUCUCCCUUUCUCUUCUCUGCUUGCAUAUUAGGUUUUCUUGUCUUUUUCAAAAGUGUUGCUUAUGUUUUGUUCUCUUUCUUUCUGCAUAUUUGGCCAUGAAGUGCACUGACGUUUUACUAUCGUACAUACUGUGUUAGUCUUGCUCUCUUUCCGUUGAACUUGCCAUUUUUUUUAUUCGCAUUUGCAGUUGCAUUUGAAUCCGUGUAACAUUUUUAAUUUUCGUGUUAGGUUAUAUGUUUAGUUUUCUUUUUAUUCUAAUUGGCUAAUGAAGUAUUGAUAAACG
This is a messenger RNA of Schizosaccharomyces cryophilus OY26, 1218 nucleotides long. RefSeq lists its product as uncharacterized. Lineage: Eukaryota; Fungi; Ascomycota; Schizosaccharomycetes; Schizosaccharomycetales; Schizosaccharomycetaceae. Bases 1 to 855 code for a protein of 284 amino acids. The transcript has 2 exons. The record is from RefSeq and is a predicted model, not a curated record.